CGACAGGAGGGGCCACGGGAACCUCGCCAGUCCGUUAAAUAUGGGCACCAAGUCAAAGCAUCUUUAGUAAUGCGAACUAUCAGCAUAGAACACAAGCGUGCUAUUGAGAACUGCCAACGAACAACUGGAAAUCAACCGAGAAGGACUUGAGGGAAUUGAACAGUUUUCACUUAGCGAAGCGUUGAUAUUCUGCCACUCGAAAUAACCUAUUUUCUCCGUUUAUUUGCACAGAAGAAGACAAAACCUCAAUAAAAUGACAAGCUCAUCGAUUCAGCUGCUAGGUUUUGGUUUGGCUUUCAUUGGCUUUAUUGGGUUGAUAGCAUCUACUGCCAUGACUGAAUGGAAGGCAUCUUCUUAUGCAGGAGACAACAUUGUGACAGCGCAAGCCACCUAUGAAGGACUGUGGAUGUCUUGUGUGUCUCAGAGCACCGGGCAUAUGCAAUGUAAAGCGUUCGACUCUCUCCUCCAGCAACCGAUGGAGCUGCAGAUCACCCGAGCCUUGAUGAUCUCCAGCAUCCUCCUCUCUGGUACUGCCGUCCUGGUGGCCAUGGUGGGCUUGAAAUGCACCACCUGCCUGUCAGAGGACCAGCAACAGAAGGCCAGGGUGUCGCUGGUCGGAGGAAUCCUUUUCCUUAUCGCAGGUUUCUGUGCUUUGGUGGCUAGCUCCUGGUAUGGCCAAAGAAUAACAGCACGCUUCUACCAGCAAUACAUCACCUCAGAUGUGAGGUUUGAGUUUGGCAAGGCCCUGUUCAUAGCAUGGGGUGCUGCCGCUCUCUCAUUGCUGGGUGGAUGCUGCCUGUGCUGUAAGUGUUCGGGAGCUUGCUCAGGACAGUCCACACGACACCCGAAACUCAACACCCCUGCUAGGCCCGGGAUGGAUUAUGUUUAGCGAUUAGAGAGAGGUUUUAAGGAAUAACCUCUACUGCAGCCCCGGGACUGCAAAUUGAGGACCCCAGCACCAAUCGGGGGAGGAGAAUGUCCUUUUAAAAUAAGUACAGCCAAGCAAUGUUCAUCAAACUUCACCCUCUGAAGCUUCUGAGUAGUGCUUCUGGUGUCUGUGUGUACAGUUUAAGCAGUGCAUUGAGGAAAUGAUGAAAACAGAGUGCAUUUCUCCUCAGGAUUUUACUCUGGAUUAUUAUUUCUACCACUGAGAGGAAGAACUGUCGAUGUGCCAUUCAAACAUUCUGAUAUGUGAUGCAUUGUUUGUAGUUUAAGGGAUUAUAAGGGGCUAUACUUCUAGACGCAUUCAAUAUGUUGAAUGCACACAAUUCCCUUUGACUGAUUCAAAUAAUGAGUUCUGCUGAGGUGCAUAUUUAGGUCAUAUUCUUAUGGCUGCUAUGUUAACAUAACAUACAAAGAUCUUCAUUUGUUCUUCAUUUGUUUUUGCAUGUUGAUAUAAAGGUUGUUUUUUUGUGACACGAAAACAGUAUAUGUGUUUUCCUGUAUCUUAUACAAGACAGUGUUUGUAAAUAUGAGUUUAUAUAAUUAAAAAAUGUGUGUUCUUAUUUUUUGGAAUUAUAAUUUGUGAUUGUUUUCACGAGAUAUAUUUGAGGCUUCCCCUGAAAAAGGAUUCCUCUUAAGCAUGAUUCUAAAUUAAUUAUACGUAACGACCAGGUAUAAGUGUUCACCUUAAGAUAAUAAUGGUUUUUCUUAUUGUGAAGUUUUGAAGAUGUGAAAUAUUUUUGCUAAUAAUAUGUUUUUUUUUUAAUAAAUUGAAAAUGGUUAUUUGUA
Anguilla anguilla (European eel) is the source of this 1731-nucleotide messenger RNA. Its product is annotated as claudin-1-like. Gene Ontology annotation, molecular function: structural molecule activity. NCBI's taxonomy places the organism in Eukaryota, Metazoa, Chordata, Actinopteri, Anguilliformes, Anguillidae. The record is from RefSeq and is a predicted model, not a curated record. Gene Ontology annotation, biological process: bicellular tight junction assembly; cell adhesion. The transcript has 4 exons. Gene Ontology annotation, cellular component: plasma membrane; bicellular tight junction. Bases 254 to 889 code for a protein of 211 amino acids.